AUGGAGGAUGAGAAUGAAUAUAAGAAAUUGCCGACGGAUGAGAAAUGUGUUCACAAGUUAUGGAAGGCCAGGGUCGCAGGUUACGAAGAGGCCAUCAAGUUAUUCAACCAGAUUGAUGAUGAAAAAUCUCCGGAAUGGAAUAAAUACUUAGGAUUGAUCAAGAAGUUUGUUACGGACAGCAAUGCGGUGGCUCAGGAGAAAGGUUUGGAAGCUGCUCUGGUGUUCGUGGAGAACUGCGGGCAUGCCGGCAAGACAACCGGCGAGGUGAUGUCUGGCAUCGUCGCCAAGUGCAUCGCAGCGCCCAAGACUAAAACUAAGGACCUUGCACUACAGAUAACUCUAAUGUACGUAGAAAUAGAAAAACAUGAAAUAGUGGAAGAAGAAUUGAUCAAGGGUAUGGAACAGAAGAAUCCCAAAGUGGUGGCAGCUUGUGUGUCAGCUUUACACACGGCAUUGAAACAGUUUGGUAACAAAGUGAUAGCCAUCAAACCUAUGGUGAAGAAGAUCCCUGUAUUAUUGUCAGACAGAGACAAAGGUGUGCGAGAUGAAAUGAAAGCCCUUGUUAUUGAAAUGCACAGAUGGAUAGGAGCAGCCAUAGAGCCUCACAUAGCGUCCCUACAAGCAGUGGUACAGCAGGAGUUGAGGGAGUCGUUCAGCGGCAGCGGGGGAGGGGCGCAGCCCACCCGGUACCUUCGCUCGCAGCAGAACAGGGUGCGGGAUACUCCUGCUGCUGACUGUGCUGAUGGCACGACAGAAGACGACGACGCCGAAACUGGCGGCGGAGACUCAGGGGAUAUGGACCCUUAUGAUUUACUGGACCCAGUGGAGAUCCUGUCCAAACUGCCGAAGGACUUCUAUGACAAACUGGAGGCCAAGAAGUGGCAGGAGAGGAAGGAAGCCCUGGACGUACUGGAGAACCUCCUCAAGUCCGCUCCUAAACUGGAACCUGGAGACUAUGCUGACUUAGUUAGAGCUUUGAAAAAGGUGAUAUCAAAGGACACAAAUGUUAUGUUGGUAGCGUUAGGCGGUCGUCUCCUCGGCAUGGUCGCGACAGGUCUUCGCAACAAAUUCUCCCCGUACGCCUGUGCGUGUGUGCAAGCUAUACUAGAGAAGUUUAAAGAGAAGAAAACUAAUGUUGUUACGGCCCUCAGAGAGGCUAUCGAUGCUAUAUAUCCUUGUACAAAUCUUGAAGCCAUUAUGGAAGAUAUGCUAGCAGCCUUCGACAAUAAGAACCCGUCAAUAAAAGCUGAAAGUUCCCUUUUCUUAGCAAGAGCUCUGUGCCAUACUCAGCCAGCUGCAUUCAACAAGAAGCUCAUAAAGGCAUAUGUUGCUGGCUUGCUGAAGUUGCUGGAAAGUGCUGAUCCCGCCGUACGAGACGCAGCAGCUGAAGCAUUAGGUACAGCAACAAAACUAGUCGGAGAGAAGAACAUCGCACCACACAUUGGCAAACUGGAACCUUUGAAGGAGCAGAAAAUCAAAGAGUUUGCGGACAAGGCUGUGAUACAAGUGAAGGUGGCUGCUCCGAAGAAGGAGGCAAAGGCUAAGCCAAAUCCAUCACCAUCUGCUAGAGGUGAUUCUAAACCUACGGCCGGUUCUGCACAACCCAAGCCAGUGAAACGACCCAACUCUGCUAAAGCCCCAGUAAAGAAGGCUCCAGCGUCCCGCGGCCAACCCAGUCCGCCGCGUGAACAAGAGUUAUCGCAGGAGGAAGUCGACGCCAAGGCAGAGAUGUUGUUCCCGGCUGAUGUAAUAGCAGGUCUCGGCGACAGCAACUGGAAGACCCGUUUAUCAGCCGUCCAGAGCUUCCACAGUACAGUUCAAGGUCUGACCUCAAGCGAUGCGACCUCACAAGUACUCUACCGCACGCUAAACAAAAAGCCCGGUCUGAAAGACACCAACGUUCAGGUGCUGAAAGCCAGGCUCGAAGCUUGCAAGUACAUUACUGAGAACUUCCCGGUUUCUACGACCGCAGCGGACUUUGUCCUUCAAGACGUAGUAACCAAGCUUGGUGAAGCGUCGUGUGCAUCAAUCUGUGCAGACUGCCUUACCUCUUUAGCUGAAGCAUGUGGUAUAGAACAUGUUCUCAAUGAGGGACUAAUGUUUGCCAUGGAUUCACAGAAAAACCCUAAAGUACAAUCGGAAAUGUUCAACUGGAUGGCCAAUGCUAUCAAGGAGUUUGGGUUUAAUAUGAACAUCAAAUCAAUAAUAGCGCACAGCAAGAAGGCUCUAUCAGCCACAAACCCCAAUGUCCGUACAUCAGCAGUGAACUUCCUUGGCAUCUUGUCUCUAUAUGUGGGACCAUCCCUGAUAAACCACUUCGAUAGUGAGAAGCCAGCCACUAAACAACUGAUCAGUUUGGAGCUAGACAAACAUGCUAACAGCACGCCACCUACUCCUACAAGGCAGAUAGGAACUGUUAGUAAGUCUGCAAGUAAAGCGUCAGUGGACGACAUAGAGGAAGCGUUUGAGGACGCGACGGAGGACGAACCCGUCGUAGUGGACGACAACAGGCCACGCACUGACAUCGCGCCACUCAUCACUGAGGCACUCAUUGCUGAGAUCAAUGACAAGAACUGGAAGGUCCGUAACGAAGCUCUCGAUAAAGUGAAGGCAAUAAUAACAAACUCGUCGCCUAUUAAGCCGUCUCUAGGCGAGUUGCCCGCAGCGUUGUCAGCGCGUCUACUAGACUCCAACUCCAAACUAGCACAGAGUGCCUUGCAGAUCUGUGAAGCAUUAGCUUCUGCAAUGGGAGUCAAGAGCAAGUCACAUGUCAGGACUUUCUUCCCUGCGUUCUUCCAAGCCUUCGGCGACAGCAAGCAGUGGAUCCGCGCGGCGGCGGUGUCGUGCGUGGAGGCGUGGUGCCGCGCGGCGGGCCCGCAGUGCGCGCUGGACGGCGAGAUGCUGCACGACGCGCUCAAGGCCGGCAGCCCCCUGCUGCGCGCCACGCUGCUGCAGUGGCUGGCAGACCAUCUGCCUAAUGUACCUCCAAAAUCAUUCCCCCGCGAGGAGCUGUCAGUAUGCGUGCCAAUCCUGUACGCGUGCCUGGAGGACCGCGCCGCCGACGUGCGCAAGGUGACGGCGGACUGUGUACUGCCCGUCAUGUUGCAUCUAGGGUACGAGGCCAUGCAUAAACAACUCGACAAAUUGAAGCCUGGCUCCAAAACAGUAGUACAAGCCGCGUUAGACAAGGCUCGACCGAGCUUGCCAGUACAACCACUACCGCCAUCUAAAGGCAAGAAAGAAGAACCACGUGGUGUUAAGUCCGCUGGCGCACUAAAGAAGGAGGCUGAGAAGAAAGGCACUGCUGUUAAGGGCAAGGGACCAGUAAAAUCGGCUUCAGCAUCAAGUCGCGGCAAGAAGGAUGACGAGGAUUGCUCUCCCCUCCUACCAAACAACAACGCCAAGAACCAACGCAUCAUUGACGAUCAAAAACUCAAAGUAUUGAAAUGGAACUUCACAACUCCUCGCGAGGAGUUCUUCGAACUUCUAAAGGAGCAGAUGGCGACCGCUGGAUUGAACAAACAACUGGUUGCUAACAUGUUCCAUAAUGACUUCAGAUAUCACUUAAAAGCAAUAGAGGCUUUAUCAGAAGAUCUACACGAGAAUGGACAAGCUUUAAUGGCAAAUUUGGACUUGGUCCUCAAAUGGUUGACACUUCGGUUCUUUGACACGAACCCGUCAGUGAUCCUCAAGGGAUUGGAGUACCUUUCUAUUGUGUUCACAUAUCUAAUGGAUAGUGACUACACCAUGCCGGAGUAUGAAGCCAAUUGUUUUAUACCUUAUCUAGUUUUGAAGGUCGGUGACCCCAAGGACACGGUGCGCAACGGCGUCAAAUCUCUGUUCAAGCAAAUAUGCGUCGUGUAUUCUGUUACCAAGUUGUUUGGAUAUUUGAUGGAAGGACUCAAGUCUAAGAACGCGAGGCAAAGAGCUGAAUGUCUAGAGUGCAUCGGUCACUUACUAGAAACUUACGGUUCGACGGUGAUGGGCAGUGGUGGUAGCGGGGCGCUCAAGGAACUCGCGCGACACAUCGGAGACAGGGACAACGCCGUCCGGUCCGCCGCACUCAACUGUGUCGCUUCUGCUUACUUCUUGGAGGGAGAGAAGGUUUACAAGAUGAUUGGACAGAUAUCCGACAAAGAUCUCUCAUUACUGGAAGAGCGUAUAAAGCGCGCGGGCAAGUCUCGAAGUGCGGAGUCGCGGCGGUCCAUGCUCGUACCACUCACUGCUUCUGGCAAACCUGUGCAAAUACAACAAGAGGAUCCAGAACCUAGGCGUGUAAUAUCAGUGGACUCAACUCCAGCGGAGUAUGAGGAGGAGGAAGAGGAACCACUUCCCGCACCUGCACCAUUGCCUGUCGCUCCACCAGAACCAAAAGUCAUCACCGGUCCAUUCGGUCUCGACCCGGAAUUGAUCGCUCAACUAGACGCAGCAGUGCCCGUGCUACGGCAGCCAGAUGUGGCUGAAAUAGACCUCAAGUUCCUCGACGAGCCUAUUCCUACUGGCGCAGUUAGACCACAAAUGACACAUACACAACCACCUAUCCGGUCCAGCAUGGUCCCGAUGUCCCCGCCCCGGCACGCGGCCCCGCUGGUGACGCCGCAGCCCCACUCGCUCACGGCGCACGUCGACGACUCACAACUCGCCGACACUAUACACUCCAUAGCUAGCCCGGAUUUGAAUGCGGCGAUCCGAGCUCUGUCCCUAAUCUCGGGCGCGCUGGUGUCGGGUCGCGGCGGCGCGCUGGCCCCGCACGAGGCGCGGCUGGUGACUGCCAUCGCGGCGCAGGUCCGCCGCCUGCGGACCGCGCCGCCGCAGGACGCCCUGCCCGCCUACAAGUACCUCGCUAGUGCACUCACUACGUUCUACGAGACGGCCGGUUGCGGCGCGCACGUGGGCGAGGCGGCGCUGUGCGCGCUGCUGGGGGAACUGCUGCGGGUCCUGGGCGGCGGCGCGGCGGCCGGACACGACGCGGGGCACGACGCCGAGCGACUCGUGCGGAUACUCAACAACGUCUGCGUCCGGCUACUCGAGCACUCGCCCAGGACGCCGCUACUGGGUGCAAUAGUAUCCCUUCUCCACGAAUCUAUCGGCGUAUCUGACCCAGCGUACCCACGCUACCAAGACCUACUUCUCAAGUGCUUCUGGAAGACCCUGAAGAUGAUCUCCACAUGGGACGUCAACUCCAUCGAUUAUGAUGCAGUGUUGUAUAAAAUACACCUGUUCUAUAAGGCCUACCCUAAUAGCUAUUGGAAGAAGAACCCGGAUAUCAGUGAUACACCGUACAGGACAGUAAAAACAUUGGUGCACACUCUAGUCAAAAUGAAGGGAAGCUCGAUCACAAACCAUCUAACACAAAUACCAGAUGUCAACGAAUCUGACCUCUAUCCCUACCUACUCAAAGUUCUCAAGCAAUUAAAACUGGACGAGAAAAAGGAGAACACGCCAGACGCUCUAAACGGUGGUUCAGUCCUCGCGUCAGUACCACCUAACAACGCCGCCCUGGCUGCCGGCAGAUUACCUCGGGCUGUUCAUGAAGAACUGGCGCUCAUAUUGAAGAGGAUCGGCACCAAGGAGCAUAAUAAGGACGCCUUGUCACAGCUGUAUGAUUUGCGGGAGCGUCACCCAGAAGUAGACAUCUGGACGUUCAUGCAAGGUUCAUCGUUCUACUUCCGCAACUACGUGGAGAGGGGGUUGCGCGAGGUGGCCGAGCAGAGGAAACUCGCCUCUAUGCCUAUAUACAAACACGACUACAAGUCUGAUAAUAUUGACAUAAGUAAUGAAAACGACGAAAAAUCACAUGUGAUAUUCUUAGAGAGACUUCGAGCUUUGCAGGCCAAAGCCGGUUUAAAAACAGAGUCAUCACCAUCGUCACAGCCUCGUACACCGAUAGGCGACAAUCGAACACUAGUCGACUCCAUCAACGAGAACACAUUGUCGCGAACACACAGUAUCGAUCCACAACUUGACCUACACACAACACAGACGCUAUCACAACGGAACGAAGCGGAAGUAGACGCAUUACGCCUGAAGCUGCAACAAAUCAAGAGCUCCUCCAAGAGAUAA
This is a messenger RNA of Spodoptera littoralis (African cotton leafworm), 6063 nucleotides long. The record is from the annotation of a GenBank genome assembly. Lineage: Eukaryota; Metazoa; Arthropoda; Insecta; Lepidoptera; Noctuidae.